AUGCGCGGCGGCUACACCUUCUUCGCCAUCGACGACGACGCCGGCGCCGGCAACGCCGAGAUGCUCGCCUUCCUCGAGCGCCUACGCGAGGCCUACGAGAACGCUCACAGGAAGGGCAAGAUCGAUGGAGAGGUGCUCAACUGGGUCCUUCGGGUCGAAUCCGGUGGGAAACCCAAGAACGGGUCUAAGAACGAUGGAGCCCUCAAGAUCGAGGCGUUCCCGGGGUCUCCGGGUGGCGUGAUCUCAAUGAGCCGGAGCUUGAGCUCCAGGCUCACGGGGCAGCAGCGCGCGACUAAGUUGUGGUGGCGCCGAGUGAAGAUCGUAGCCGCCGUCGACGUGCUGCUCUGCCUCACGAUGCUCGCGAUCUGGUUAGUGGUCUGUGGAGGUUUUCAAUGCCUUUCUUGAUUGUUUCCGUCGGCAUUCUUCUGUUUCGAAUUGGCACAAAGGUGCAAAUUUUUUUUUAACGAGUUUCACGGAUCGACAUCUUGUCCAUGUUUCUCUUGAAUCUAUUCCUCCCCAAAGCGCCUUUCUUCUUCCUCUUCUUGUAGAUAUAGA
Molecule: messenger RNA, 555 nt
Organism: Zingiber officinale
Lineage: Eukaryota; Viridiplantae; Streptophyta; Magnoliopsida; Zingiberales; Zingiberaceae
Product: phytolongin Phyl2.1-like
Exons: 1
Coding region: 1-405 (134 amino acids)
Cellular component (GO): membrane
Source: RefSeq, a predicted model, not a curated record